Molecule: messenger RNA, 1750 nt
Organism: Neoarius graeffei (lesser salmon catfish)
Lineage: Eukaryota; Metazoa; Chordata; Actinopteri; Siluriformes; Ariidae
Product: copine-9-like
Exons: 21
Coding region: 71-1750 (559 amino acids)
Biological process (GO): cellular response to calcium ion
Cellular component (GO): plasma membrane
Molecular function (GO): calcium-dependent phospholipid binding
Source: RefSeq, a predicted model, not a curated record
CACAGUGUCGGAUGGAAAAGUGAAAACUUAGGAUUUUGUUUUACAAAUCUUAAACAUCUCAAGCGUCACCAUGGCCUCUAUUGGGGACUUCGACCCGCUCCAUUCGACUGUACCCGCAACUAAGAUUGAAGUUACAGUCUCGUGCAGGAAUCUAUUGGACAUGGACACUUUUUCUAAAUCAGAUCCUGUUGUCGUGUUGUACAUACAAGGCAUAGGAACAAAGGAAUGGAGAGAGUAUGGCAGAACAGAGGUGAUUGACAACACGCUGAACCCAGACUUUGUGCGGAAAUUUGUUCUGGAUUUCUUCUUUGAGGAGAAGCAGAAUCUUCGAUUUGAUGUGUACAAUGUGGACACAAGAAGUUCAAACAUCUCAAAACAUAAAGAUUUCCUGGGCCAGACAUUUUGCACACUUGGAGAGAUUAUUGGCUCCACAGGCAGUCGUAUGGAGAGAACACUAUCUGGGAUUCCAGGGAAGAAGUGCGGCACCAUCAUCUUAACCGCUGAGGAACUCAGCAACUGCAGGGAUAUUGCUACUAUGCAGCUGUGUGCCAAUAAACUGGACAAGAAGGACUUCUUUGGCAAGUCUGAUCCUUUUUUGGUGUUCUACCGCAGCAACGAGGAUGGAACGUUCACUAUCUGUCAUAAGACAGAGGUGAUCAAGAACACGCUGAACCCAGUGUGGCAACCCUUCACCAUCCCUGUGCGUGCGCUGUGUAACGGUGACUAUGACAGAACUGUUAAGGUAGAUGUGUAUGACUGGGAUCGAGAUGGCAGUCAUGACUUUAUUGGCGAGUUCACCACGAGCUACAGAGAGCUGUCCCGAGGUCAGAGCCAGUUUAAUGUGUAUGAGGUUUUAAAUCCAAAAAAGAAAGGAAAGAAGAAAAAAUAUGUAAAUUCCGGCACAGUGACAUUGCUUUCCUUUAAAGUUGAAUCUGAAUACACGUUUGUAGACUUCAUCAGAGGAGGGACACAGCUCAACUUCACUGUGGCCAUAGAUUUCACAGCAUCAAAUGGUAACCCAGCUCAGCCAACCUCCCUGCACUACAUGAGUCCAUAUCAGAUGAACACCUACGCUAUGGCAUUGAAGGCAGUUGGAGAGAUUAUUCAGGACUAUGACAGUGACAAGCUCUUCCCAGCAUAUGGAUUUGGAGCCAAACUGCCUCCUGAUGGCAAAAUCUCCCAUGCCUUUCCUCUGAAUGGUAACAAUGAGGACCCAAACUGUGUGGGGAUCGAGGAAGUGCUGGAGGCUUACUUCCAAAGUCUCAGAAAAGUCCAGCUUUAUGGACCAACCAACUUUGCUCCAGUCAUUAACCAGGUAGCAAGGGCAGCGCAGGAUGUGACUGAUGGCUCCCAGUAUUUUGUGCUGUUGAUGAUCACAGAUGGAGUCAUUUCAGAUAUGGUGCAGACCAAAGAAGCUGUUGUCAAUGCUUCAGCUUUACCCAUGUCCAUCAUCAUUGUGGGUGUUGGUCCGGCUGAGUUUGAUGCUAUGGAGGAGUUGGAUGGUGAUGAGGUCAGAGUGUCAUCCAGAGGACGCUUCGCGGAAAGAGACAUUGUUCAGUUUGUUCCAUUCCGUGAUUACAUUGACCGCUCUGGAAACCAGAUCCUGAGUAUGGCUCGGCUGGCUAAAGAUGUUCUAGCAGAGAUCCCUGACCAGCUGUUGUCCUUCAUGAAGAGCAGAGGGAUUGAGCCACGUCCUGCUCCCCCUGCCGCCAGCAUGCCCAAAAAAAACCCUGUCAACAUGCGCAUCUGA